AUGGAGCUACAGAAUCAAAUAUAUCUGAUGGUUGCCGUGUUUGGAGGGAUGACCGCGCUGCUUCUGGUGCUCACAGUUAUGCUCGCUGUGUACGUGAAGAAAACGCGAACACUGCUGGAGGACUUCAAGCUGGGACAUACCGGUGACACAUCGCAUCCGAAUGGGAUGAAUAACGGUGAUAGACGAGAUCGAAGGCGGAUGGACGCCCAGCAUGGUUACCCGAUGGAUGUGUUUGGCCAUGGCAUGGGACCAAAGGGUGACCAGACGAAAGCUCGCAACGAUUACAUGCACAACGGGAGAAACAUCAACGGCAAUCGGCACCAUGCAUCCGGGCCCUAUCGGAACGAUGUCGAAGGUAUGGGGUAUAUGGGUGGGAAGCGGGGUGGAGAGAAGCCAAUGAAACCCACUCCACCGCACAAGCCACCCCGUAGUCAGGCCAGCGUAGAAGACUCGGCGCUAGAGCUGGAGGUGGCCAACAUCUUCGAUAUGGACGAGCUGGACGAGGAGGACCUGUCGGACUUCAACAGUGGCCCCAGCGGCCAUGGUGAUGGGAAGGACCCUACCGGACGGUACAUGGCGAACGGGGCGGACGGACCGGCCGGGCGUCCGAAGCGCCCCGCUACCGGGCAUCAGUACGAUCGGGAAAUGGGCCGGAACGGUGCCAACGAAGGUCGCAGCAAUCGGUUCCAAAACCCACACGCCGCCAUGAAGCCGAAGGGUGGUGGGAAUGCGCGGGGGUUCGCGGGGGAUGAUGGGACGGGCGGGAAACAGAACCAGGGAUACUUCGACGAUAGGGGCAGCAUGUACUGA
This is a messenger RNA of Anopheles marshallii, 810 nucleotides long. RefSeq lists its product as uncharacterized. The coding region runs from base 1 to 810 and encodes 269 amino acids. The record is from RefSeq and is a predicted model, not a curated record. The transcript is spliced from 3 exons. Lineage: Eukaryota; Metazoa; Arthropoda; Insecta; Diptera; Culicidae.